AUGGAAGUUGAAGAUGGCGCCUCCAAUAUUACUCAAUUUCCAGCAGAUUCAAUGUGUAUUCUGCCACCAGAAAUCAUUACUGAAAUCCUCUCCAGGUUUCCUGUAAAAUCUUUGUUGAAUUCAGAUGACGUUGAGAUCAAAGUAUAUAGUCUAAAAAGUGACUCUUGGACUAGUGUUGAUUAUUGUGGUGAGACAAACAUUAUCAAAAACAAUGAUGGAUCUUAUGUAGACAGUUUAAGUUUUUCAGCCGAGUUUGCGAAUGGGAAGCUUCAUUGGAAUAUAGGCCGCGAGAAAAAGAAUAUUGUUUCCUUUGAUUUAGCUAAUGAGAUAUGGGAUAAGGUGGAGAAACCCUCCUAUGGAGUAGGAGAGACUGAAUCGUGUGUAUGGACCGUGGGAAGUGAUCUUUGUGUCUUUACUGAUUAUAAGCAAACUCAUUUCUGUAUUUGGGUAAUGAAGGAGUACGGGGUUAAACAAUCUUGGAUAAAGAAGUAUACCAUCAGGUAUCCAAAUGGUCAAUGUAAUACGCCUUUUUUCAUAUCAAAUAAAGGUGAAAUGUUGUUCUUGGUUCGAUUAGAGUUCAUGAUAGACAAUUCAAAAGAUGAAUCUCUCAGAUAUACAAAUGUUACUAACCGUGAAAGCAAUCAUGCUAUGAAAAUCUACACUGAAAGCCUAGUUUGUCCUUUUUCAACUGAAGGGACAGAUAAUGCUGCAAAAGAAAGCGGGGAAAAGCUUAUAUCAAAACAAUCGAGUAAUAAAUAA
Molecule: messenger RNA, 759 nt
Organism: Capsicum annuum
Lineage: Eukaryota; Viridiplantae; Streptophyta; Magnoliopsida; Solanales; Solanaceae
Product: F-box/kelch-repeat protein At3g06240
Exons: 2
Coding region: 1-759 (252 amino acids)
Molecular function (GO): protein binding
Source: RefSeq, a predicted model, not a curated record